CGAACGCGGUAUCGAUAGCACUAAGGUCACAGCUAAGGUGGUUUGGAAUGGUUUCUUCGACCGUCAUUGUUAGAUUUUUAACGUAUGAGUGUUUUCUGCAACCGUGAUUACACAAGUGUUAAAUAUUCCUGACAAUGUAGCGAUGUAGCCCUAGAAUGUAGUAGGAUCUGACGUUCUCCCAUCAGCGCUGUUACAUAUACAUACAUAUUAUGUCCGCAUUAGCGAGAUGGUGCCUAUCCUAUCCUAUCUGCCUAUUCUCGCACACAAGCUUAAACAGUAAAAAGAUUAAUAUUGAAAGUUGAAUAAGUUGUUUUAAAUAACAUAUUGUGUCGAUUCUGGAGUCUCAUAGUGAUGCAGCAUAAUGUUUCCUAUUAUCACCGUACAAAUGUGUAAAAUUCUGUAAAUUGUUUAACAGAAUUUUGCAAAAAUGUCGAAAUUUGGUAAAUCUGUUAAAAGGUGCAUUGUUUAAUAAUAUUGUAAUUAUCGGAGCGGAUAAAUUAACGAUUGACAAACAUGUUGCUGCAACAAUUGGCAGAUUUCUUGAGUCUCAUAACAAUAGGCAUGUGCCUUAUAUUAAAAAUUCCCCAAAUUUUGAAUUUGCAUUCUGCAAAGUCAGCAGAUCAAAUUUCAGUAGUGGGACUUUUAUUAGAAUUAACAAGUUACACAGUGAUGACCAGUUACAACUACACAAAUGGUUAUUCAGUACUCUCUUAUUUAGAAUAUCCUGUUAUUCUAUUACAAGAAUACAUUUUAAUCUUUUUGGUUUUGAAGUACUUAAAUAAGAUCAAUACAUUCUCCAUUCUGGCCACAGUAUUAUAUUUUGUUAUAAGUGUAUCUUUUGCACUUGAAAUAAUUCCAAGAAUAGUUCUCACCUUUUUAGCGCCAAUGUGUACUCCAAUUUCCGUCUCGAGCAAGGUUGUCCAAUUAGUCGCUAUAUUCCGUGCGAAAAAUGCGGACACAGUGUCACCAAUUACGUGGUUCAUUUCUGCCUUCACAAAUCUAACGAGGGUAUUCACGAUUUGGAUGGAUUCAGCGGACAUUUUGCUGCUAGGAAAUUUCAUCGUAUCAGUACUGUUAAGCUCCAGCAUUAUGUUGUCCGCUAUUUAUUAUAGAAGUCACCGAGUAAAACAAGAUUAAAGAAGUACGAACGAAUAGUACAUUAUACCGUUAACCUAGUCACGGCGAUAACUUAUUAAGGACUGUUAAAUAAAAAUGUUAU
This is a messenger RNA of Dufourea novaeangliae, 1219 nucleotides long. RefSeq names its product mannose-P-dolichol utilization defect 1 protein. The transcript has 5 exons. The coding region runs from base 514 to 1137 and encodes 207 amino acids. The record is from RefSeq and is a predicted model, not a curated record. NCBI's taxonomy places the organism in Eukaryota, Metazoa, Arthropoda, Insecta, Hymenoptera, Halictidae.